UCCGGAGAGUACCGGAAACGCGCUUUCUCCUCGUCGUUCAUGGCAUACGUGGCUGUAGAAGCAGAUGAACGCCUAGAAGAGGGCCCAGAGGGCCUACAGUUUAAAUCUUUUCUGGGCGAUAAUGCAUCAAAUACGAGGCCGGGCUCUGCUGGUGUCUCAAAUGUCGACAGAGGUUACCUUUCAGACCAGCCUCAUCCACGAAAAUCAGGCGGAGGAUUCUGGACAGUCGAAUACUAUCAGGUUUACUUCGAAGUUGACACUAAAGAGGUUCUUCGCCGCUGUUACUCAACUCUUCUCCCAACAUCGACCAACUACUUCUCUACCCACCUAAACCCACCAGAUCUCUACGGACCUUUUUGGACUCUCACGACUCUUAUAUUCACUUUGUUCCUUUCGUCAAGUCUCGCGGCUUCUAUUUCCGCAUACCUUUCUUCAGCCGAUGGAGAAUAUGAUUAUGACUUUGGGCUGUUAUCCCAGGCAGUGGGUAUCGUGUACGCGUACGGGUUAGGUCUCCCGGUAUUACUGUGGAUAUCGCUGAGGUAUAUGGGGGUGGGUGAGUGGAGUGUAGUGGAUGCUGUGGCAAUAUGGGGAUACGCACUUUUUGUGUGGAUUCCGGUUUCUAUUCUGUGUGUAAUACCGGUUCCUCUUCUCCGCUGGGUUCUUGUGUUCCUGGCUUUUGCAUCCUCGGGAUAUUUUCUUAUCAGAAAUAUAUACCCUAUCCUUGCUUCUGCCGAGGCAAAAGCUACCCGCUUGCUUAUUAUUGUGAUCGGUGUUCUCCAUGCCGCACUAGCAUUGGUAUUCAAGGUGCUGUUUUUCGGUUAUUAUGUGGUAGACAAGAUCGGUAUGGACCUUCCACUUCCUGGAGGUAAUGACCCGAACUCUGCUGGAGGAGCGGUAAAAAUGCUUGUGAGAAGAUUGUUUUUUGGACUAUGAAUUAAAGGGACUAGGCUAAGGCGGAGGGGGUAAAGGAUGUUAUAUGUAGCUUCCGAAGAUUUAAUUAUUCUCGAUGACUACCUCUGAUUUGCACUGCUGUUUGUCGUUUGUAAACUCAGUUCAUCUUUCAUGUAUGGAAUUCAGA
Messenger RNA from Lentinula edodes (shiitake mushroom), 1078 nucleotides. RefSeq lists its product as uncharacterized. The record is from RefSeq and is a predicted model, not a curated record. NCBI's taxonomy places the organism in Eukaryota, Fungi, Basidiomycota, Agaricomycetes, Agaricales, Omphalotaceae. Bases 40 to 933 code for a protein of 297 amino acids. Gene Ontology annotation, cellular component: Golgi apparatus; membrane. Gene Ontology annotation, molecular function: small GTPase binding. Gene Ontology annotation, biological process: vesicle-mediated transport. The transcript has 7 exons.